Messenger RNA from Prunus mume (Japanese apricot), 1698 nucleotides. Its product is annotated as protein FLX-like 4. Lineage: Eukaryota; Viridiplantae; Streptophyta; Magnoliopsida; Rosales; Rosaceae. The record is from RefSeq and is a predicted model, not a curated record.
AAUUUUAUUUUAUUUUUUUAAUUUUUAUUAUCGGGGAUUAUCGGGGAUGCGGGUUGCUGUCGUAAUCAUAGAGAGAAGCCCAGGUCGUUGAGGUCAAGCGCACACCCACAGGCGUCAGAACUCAUAAGGACAUAGCGUAACGUCAUAACCCAGUUUCAAAAAGAAUCCGUCAGCUUAUGCGAAUCCUCACGAACACAUACAGCUUUUGCGAAACCUCUCGAGCGCCAUAACCCAGUUUCAAAAACAAUCCGUCAGCUUUCUCGCUCUUUCUGCGCCCUGCUCUGCUCGGUACCAUCGCCAGCAAAUCACCCCCCUAUCAUCCAAGUUCUGCUAGAUUGUCUCCACAGGGUCUCGGCUCUGUGAAUCCCAUUGAACUUUGUUGUGGCCAUAGGGAUUAUUAGACAAGGAUGUCUGGGAGACGAAAAAUUCCAUCGUCUUUUGAGCGACGUCCCAUUCAAUCUCCAGGUAUGAUGCGGCAUGGUCCACUGCCUGGGUUAGGGCCUCCUGGUCACCGACCAUUUGAGGCACUACCACGUCCUGAACUUUUGGAAAAUAAAAUUGCAUAUCAAGCCGCAGAGAUAAAACAACUGACAGGAGACAAUCAUAGACUGGCAGCUACUCAUGUUGAUUUGAGGCAGGAUCUUUUAGCUGCUGAGGAGGAACUACAGAGACUCAAGGCACACAUGAGAAGCAUCCAGACUGAGAGUGACAUUCAGAUGCGGGGUUUGCUUGAUAAGAUUGCAAAAAGGGAAGCAGACAUUGAAGCUGGCGAGGGUGUGAAAAAGGAACUGCAAAAGGCUCACAUGGAGGCACAGACCUUGGUUGCAGCACGACAAGAGCUGACCAUUCAAAUUCGGCAGGCCACGGAGGAGUUGCAGAAAGCUCGUCUUGAUGUUGAGAAACUACCGGGUUUGCAUGCUGAACUUGACAGUCUGAGGCGAGAACACCAUAGGCUGCGUUCAACUUUUGAAUACGAAAAGGGUUUAAACAUAGAGGAAGUGGAGCAAAUGAAAGCAAUGGAGAAGAAUCUAAUUGGGAUGGCAAGAGAAGUAGAAAGGUUGCGUGACGAGGUCUCAAAUGCAGAGAAGAGAGCCCAUGCACCAAACGCACACGCUGGUGGUUACACAAAUCCAGAUUCUUAUUACCCAGCUAACAUGCAAGGUGCUGGUGUGUAUUUUGAUGGUUAUGGAAGGCCCUAUGUUUCAACCGGUGUUAGACCACCAGGAGAGGGAACAAUACCAUAUGCCAGCAGCAGCGGCAUAGCUGCUGGUGCAGUUGUCCCAACUGCUGGUGGUGGUGCUAUUUGGGGAGCAGCAUAUGAUCCCUCACUGGACACUGCUGCUGCUGGCGCAGCUGUCUCUAAUGCUGGGCUUGGAUCUGCUCCAAGAGGCUAUGAUUCUACGCUUUCUCGGUAGUGAAUACAGGAUGAGGCCUGAGGUUUUCAGGGCUUUAGGCGAACUAUUAAAAUGGAGCAAAUAUUUACUCACAUAAGAAAAUAUGUUUGGCAUUUUGGAGAGAUUUUUUCAUUUUUUGGUUUGUUUUUGUUUGUGUAGUAAAUCACAUGAAACUUUUGCCAUAUAGGAUUUUUAAGUAUUUAAAUGAUGGGUGUAAUCCAAUGUGAGAAGACCAAAGUACUUGUUAUGCUUACUUACCUGAGCAUGUCUGAAGAAGACCAAAAUACAUGUGCCUUUGGUUUUA